AUGAGGAAGCGCGUAGAUCCGCGUGUGAAAACUCUAGUAGAGCACUGCGUGCUAUUGCACCAGCGUGCUUUUCUUGUUAUUAUAGGCGACCGCGGUGCCGAGCAGGUUGUCAAUCUUCACUACCUGCUCCAGCAGCUGAACGUUGGGUCUUACCUAGGCAAAAACAGCAGUAUAUUAUGGUGUUAGAAGGACCUGGGGUUUAGUUCGCACCGCAAGAAGCGCAACAAGCAACUGAAAAAGAAGAUGCAGAGGGGCCUGUACGACCCUUGCAGAGACGAUCCCUUUGAGUUGUUUCUCUCGUCAACAGAAAUUCGUUAUUGUUAUUACAAGGAGACACACGCCAUAUUGGGUAGUACGUACACCAUGCUUGUGUUGCAAGAUUUCGAGGCUCUCACUCCGAAUAUUUUAUGUCGCACCAUUGAAACAGUUCAAGGAGGUGGUCUCGUAUGUCUGUUGCUGCGGUCGUUUUCUUCGUUGCAGCAGCUCUACGGCUUGUGUAUGGAUUUUCAUGCGCGCCUUCGCUCUUCUGCCAGGAGGUGGAGGAGAAUACAACCACGUUUCAAUGAGCGAUUUUUUUUGUCGCUGACCCGCUGUAGAAACUGUUUAAUGGUUGACGAUGAACUUAAUGUGUUACCUUCUGCUGCAUACGAAGCGACAUUAGAGAUAGCGGGAAAUCAAGGGGACUCAAAAGAGAGUAAGUCUUCAAAUAUAAGGAAAGAAAGAGAAAUAUUACUACGACGUCAGCAGCAGAUAUUAGCAGAUAAUGAAAAGCAGCGAGCACAACUUCGAGAACUGCAACAACAAUUUAAAGGAAUACCGCCAGUGGGACCUCUUGUAGAGCUUUGUGUUACUUCUGACCAAGCGAAGGCUGUUUUGGCAUUUCUCGACUGCCUUGCGAGUGCAUCAUCGACUUCGUAUAAUACAGCUACUGCAGCAGCCGGGGAGUGGAGAGCCUCAGCAGCAGCAACAGCAGCACGAAGAAGAAACUUUGGAUAUGAAACCUUUGCUGUGACCGCAGCAAGAGGUAGAGGCAAAAGCGCUGCUCUCGGUCUUGCUGUAGCUGCUGCUAUUGCUUAUGAUUAUGCAAAUAUAUUUGUCUGCGCACCCGGCGCAGAAAAUGUCAAGACUCUUUUUGAAUUUGUCGUGAAGGGUCUCGUGGUAUUGGGACUAAAAGAGCACGUGGAUUUUACUGUGAAGAGGGAGGACGCGGCAGCGGCUGCGGCUGCUGCAGCCACGGCAUCGUACAGUAGUGGCAUGCAGAGCAGCACCAGUAGUAGUAGGGGAGGACUGGGGCGAUUCGUUGUCGGUCUGGAAGUCCGAAGAAGAAAUGCACAACAUAAACAAAUUAUUUCCUUCUUGCCAGCCGCUGCUUCUACUACUGCAGUGGGGGGACAGAAAGACGUGGGAGCUACUGCCUUGCAUAAUGCUGACCUGCUCGUGAUUGACGAAGCUGCAUCUAUCCCCAUUCCGUCUGUCAAACGUCUCUUCGGCCCAUACGUAGUCCUCUUCUCUUCCACCGUAAAUGGCUAUGAAGGCACUGGACGCGCAUUAUCGUUGAAGCUCAUACAAGACCUCAAGCAGAAUCGCUUUGCUUUGCAACAGAGGGGAACUGCAGGCAGUUUCCGAUGUCUAAAGGAGGUAUCACUCCUCACUCCUAUUCGCUAUGCCUUUGGUGAUGGAGUCGAAGCCUGGCUGCAUGACCUUCUCUGUUUAGACGCCACGCAACCUGCGAAACUUAGUCAGGCGGCGUUACCACCUGCCUCGCGUUGCAGCUUAUAUUUAGUAGACAGAGACGCUUUAUUUUCGUAUCACGCAGCGGCGGAGAACUUUUUGCAUGCGCUGCUGUCGCUAUUCGUCUCUUCCCACUACAAAAACUCCCCUAAUGACUUGCUGCUCCUCGCGGAUGCCCCUGCUCACCUUCUCUUCGUCCUCUUACCACCCAUUCACGACGCCUCUGUCCUCCCGGAUAUAUAUUGUGCUAUACAGGUCGCUAUAGAGGGAGCGCUGUCGAAGCAGGCAAUUCGGCAGGCCCUGGGACGUGGCCUGCGACCCUCUGGAGAUUUGUUGCCGUGGACCCUCUCGCAACAUUUUGUUGACGAAGACUUCGGCUGCCUCACUGGUGCGCGCAUAGUUCGAAUCGCUUGUCACCCGUCUUUACAACGUUUGGGGUACGGCAGCGCGGCUCUGCAGCAACUGAUUGAAUACUUCGAAGGGAGGAAUGUGACUAUUACAGACCUUCUUACUAACAACCUGCUCGCAUCAGCAGCGCCAGAAUCUGACGAGGAUGAUGCGGAGAGUAGUGAGGGCCACGUGGACGAUGGGGAGGAGGGCGCAGGAGGAGCGCUAGAAGAGGAGAAGGGCGAAGAGGAGGAAGACAAGGCAACAGGUGGGAGGCGGCAAAGUGACAAUGGUGUACUACAAAAUGCCGGUGGAAAGAAGACGACUACUUCGUGUUCACAUGCAGAAGACGUCUCGGCUGUCGCUGGCGGAUUUGCGGACGCUUCUGCAACUGCCGCUGACGCUCCAACGAGUACUGCUGCUGUUGCUAAUAAUAAUAAUAAUAUUAAUGAUAAGUGUGAAGCCGCUGCUGAUGAUGAUGGUGCUGUUGCCAAGAAGACGUUUGUAGCAUCACUAUCUCGCAAGGCUCUGCGUCAGAGAAAUACACUGCCUCCCUUACUGUUGCCUUGCAGCAGUACCCCGCCUGCCUUCCUUAUUCAUUAUAUCGGAGUCGCCUUCGGCCUUACCUCUCAACUCUUUCGCUUCUGGAGUCGUAAAUACUUCAUACCCGUCUAUUUACGUCAUGUACCAACAGAUGUAACUGGAGAACACAGUUGCAUCAUGCUGCGCCCCGUCACGUGCAGUGCUGCUGCCUCUGUGGCUCCUGCAAGCCAACCGCCGCACAGCGCGGAUGCUCAUUCAGUUAUAGCGUGUGACUGUGCUGUGUAUUACAGACAUCAGCAUGAAAGAAAUGUGUCUUCAAUUGUCAGAGGACUGUGGGUCAUUGCCUACACUCACGAAGAAUUUGUGAUGUCCCUUGUGAGUUUACAUAUGACGACUAUGUCGGAGAGAGAGAAGCCGUGGAAGUCUCUUGUAAAAAAAGAGGAAGGGCGCAACAACAAAACUGCGGGGUAUGAGCAGGGCAAGUAUUGUGUACAGUACCUGUGGCGGUCUCACGUCUGGUGGGCGUAUAUUAAAAAGCGCAGCCAGCGGUACAUCAGCCCCACCGCUGGCGUAGUGACUGCCUUCCAGUGGCGUUUCCCGA
This is a messenger RNA of Ochotona princeps (American pika), 3262 nucleotides long. Its product is annotated as RNA cytidine acetyltransferase-like. The record is from RefSeq and is a predicted model, not a curated record. Gene Ontology annotation, cellular component: nucleolus; 90S preribosome. NCBI's taxonomy places the organism in Eukaryota, Metazoa, Chordata, Mammalia, Lagomorpha, Ochotonidae. Gene Ontology annotation, biological process: rRNA acetylation involved in maturation of SSU-rRNA. Gene Ontology annotation, molecular function: tRNA binding; ATP binding; 18S rRNA cytidine N-acetyltransferase activity.